Messenger RNA from Acyrthosiphon pisum (pea aphid), 797 nucleotides. RefSeq names its product phosphorylated adaptor for RNA export (gene Phax). Gene Ontology annotation, cellular component: nucleus. The coding region runs from base 190 to 564 and encodes 124 amino acids. Gene Ontology annotation, biological process: snRNA export from nucleus. Lineage: Eukaryota; Metazoa; Arthropoda; Insecta; Hemiptera; Aphididae. The transcript is spliced from 4 exons. The record is from RefSeq and is a predicted model, not a curated record.
CAUAGAAAUGAUUUUAAGAAAUGUCAUUAUAAAAAUGGAAAUACAAAAAAAUUUGAGGAAAAAAGAACUGAUAAUGACAAUACAUCAAAGUCUAGAAUAUUGCUUGAUAUUUGUGAAUCUGAAGACAAGACUAUUGAUCAGUUUUUGGAUGAGUUGUGCACAAAUCUCUAUGAACACAAUAAGAUUUUAAUGUUAUCUGUAAUAUCCAAAAUUGACAGGAAAAUCAUUCUUGAAAAAUAUAAGAAAACUUGUUUAAUAGAAGCUAAUGGUGGCCAAAUGAUAAAGAAUGGUAACCGUAGACGAACAUCUGGAGGAAUAUUUUUUAAUUUAAUUAAAGAAGAUAAAUCAAUUCCAAAUUCAGCAAAAAAAGACCUAUUUAGCUGUCCUCAGAACGAAGAGAUGAAAAAGAAAAAGAAGCGUGAAAAAAUGAAACGUAAAAAAGAAAAAUUAAGAAAAAUGAUAGCUCAGGAUGAUAACAAAGUGGAUAUUUUGAAAACAUUAAAUGAAGAACUAGAAACAUUAUCAUCAAAUUGCACUAUUGAAAAUGAAGAGUUAUCAGAUUAAUUAUUUCCGAUUAAUUGUUUAUAGAUAUGAUUCCUAAAAUGAAAAAUAAUUUGUUUUUUCAUGAACAUAAUAAUAUGUGAACUAUUAAUUUUUUCAAAAAAUUUAAAGUUGAGAAAAAAAUCUAUUCUUUGUACUAAAUUUACUUUGUUUAAUAAAUAACAUUAUAUACAUUUAUUAAUUGUAGUAGAAUUUUUAGAAUGAUUAUGUUAGCUCAAUAAAUAAGUUUUUGUGGA